CCUUGUGUGGAUGCCAGGUUGUACUGGGCUGGACGGGAAAGCUGCUUUCAGACACUUAACUGGCAACACAAAGGAAAGCAACUAUAUAUGCUGUCGUCACUGAGGUCAACCAUUCUGAAGGAAAAUGGCGACUGCCUAUGAGAGAUACAAUUUGCACACGACCCCUGAAAAGUUCUUCAUUGAGGCCUGUGAUGAAGGAACUGAUGCUGUCCUGGUCAUUGACCGGGUUUCAAAUGAGAUGACCCUCACAGGUAGAAAUGAUAUUCCUCCCUCUGCUGUCACCAGACCUAUUUGUGGGAUCAUGGGAACUCUUCGUCUGGUUGCAGGGAUGUACCUGAUUGUCAUCACCAGGAAGAGGAAUGUAGGCAACCUCCUAGGCCAUGCUGUGUGGAAGGCUGUGGACUUUGAUGUGAUAUCCUAUAAGAAGACGGUGCUACAUCUCUCAGAGAUCCAGUCUCAGGAGAAUAAGACCUUCCUGGCUAUGAUUAACAAUGUGCUGAAUACAGAUGGCUUCUACUUUUGCACUGACUUUGACCUAACACACACGCUGCAGCGACUGGCCAACACCAGUCCUGACUUCCAGGAGAUGAGUCUGCUGGAGAGGGCAGACCAGAGAUUUGUCUGGAAUGGUAACCUUUUAAGAGAACUUGCUGGACAGCCUGAGCUUCACAGAUUUGCACUACCUGUUAUUCAUGGAUUCAUUGUUAUGAAGCCAUGCCGUAUAAAUGGGAAGAUCUUUGAGUGGAUCCUCAUUUCCAGGAGAAGCUGCUUCCGGGCUGGUGUGAGAUACUAUGUUAGAGGUAUUGACUCUGAAGGCCACGCUGCUAACUUUGUGGAGACUGAGCAGAUAGUUCUGUAUGAGGGAGCAAAGGCUUCCUUUGUACAGACACGAGGCUCUAUGCCGUUUUACUGGAGCCAGAGGCCCAAUCUGAAGUACAAGCCUAAACCUGUAAUCAGCAAAACCAUGAAUCAUAUGGAUGGUUUCCAGAGGCACUUUGACUCACAACUACUCAUCUAUGGAAAACAAACUGUUCUGAACCUGGUGAAUCAAAAAGGAUCAGAGAAGCCACUGGAAGAGGAGUUUGCCAAGAUGUCGUCUGGUCUCAACAAUGGUAUGCUCAACUACUUGGCCUUCGAUUUUCACAAAGAGUGCAGUCACAUGAGAUGGGACCGUCUUCAGAUCCUAGUGGAUGCUGUUGCAGAGACACAAGAUGAAUACAGCUACUUUAUGGUGAACUCAGAUGGAAAGACACUGACCCAGCAGAAAGGAGUUUUCAGGAGUAAUUGCAUGGACUGCCUAGACAGGACCAAUGUCAUUCAGAGCCUGCUGGCCAGACGUUCACUUCAGUCACAGCUUCAGAGAAUGGGAGUUCUAAAUGUGGGUCAGCGCAUUGAAGAGCAGGCCGAGUUUGAAAAAGUCUACAAAAAUGCUUGGGCUGACAAUGCCAAUGCAUGUGCUGUGCAGUAUGCUGGGACUGGAGCUUUAAAAACAGACUUUACGAGGACAGGGAAGAGGACCAGGUGGGGACUGCUGAUGGAUGGCUGGAACUCCAUGAUUCGCUACUACAAAAACAACUUUUCAGAUGGAUUCAGACAGGAUGCUAUUGACCUUUUCCUGGGUAACUUUGCUGUUGAUGAGUCAGAGGGACCCACUCCUCUUCGUAUGAAGAAGGACUGGAAGUUCCUAACGCUUCCCAUCGUCAUGCUGGUUGCAUUCUCCAUGUGCAUUGUUUCUCUUCUUCUGGCUGGUGACACAUGGACAGAGACUCUUGCUUAUGUAAUGUUCUGGGGGAGCGCCAGUGCAAUCACAGCCACUGUCAUCCUGUUUAACGGACAAGACUUUGUUGAUGCCCCAAAGUUAGUUCACAAGGAAAAGAUGGACUAAGUGUAUAUGUGUGUGUGAGGGGGUGAGACAUAGUCAAAUAGGAGCUCCACUACUUCAUCUUCACCGAUCUGAUGUAAACUCAUCUGGUGUUUGUGUGGUUCUCCAUACUUUAGCUUUUCUAAUGUAUGUUGAUGACAAAGUCAACUUUCUUCAAAUAUGUGUUCAUAACCGUGAAUCAUUCUGUACAUUUAUGUACCUAUAUUAAUCAUUAUUAAUCAUUCCAUAUUCUUGUUUCACUAGAUUGUUAUAUUUGUCUUGGUUUGUCCUUUGAUAAAACAAAUAAUUCUUGUAAUUCAUUACUGUUUCAUUCCUUUUGGGUAGGAUUUUCUGUUGAAAUGCUACCAACUUUUUACUGGGAUAUCAUGUUGUCAACCCUGAAUUGUCAAGGUGUGGGACUCAAACAUGAAGAUAUUUAAAUGUAUUUGCUGUAUUUCAUUUAGAACAACACUAUAUAAAGUAUGCACACAGAGGUUUGAAUGUAACAAAAUUUACAAAAUUGUGUGUGAAAUAUAAAUACGUGGUCCUACUAUAUACGAGUAAAAGUCUUCCCAUGACGUUUCAUUUAGAGGAAAUCUGAUCUUGUCAAAGGCCUCACUACCAUCUUAAUUUGCAUAGCCAUAAAUUGUGCUGCCUGCAUAAAACUGAGGUUAUUCAUUUAUAUUUUAAACGUUGCUUUCUUGUGAUAUUAAAGUAUUCUUGUCUUCCUAUAUUUUUUAUGAAUACAUAUAUGAAACAUGAAGUAAACUGAGCAGUAAUAGUGUAAAAAGAGGCCCAAUAGAUUUCUAAACAACAUUUCUCUAUAUGCUUACUAAAAAUUAAUUUAGAAUCUUUACAGAUUAAAGAAAAAACAAAAAUGUCUGCUGCUUUGUCUUUAGCAUGAGAUUGCUGGUUAAGCAUCAUUUUGGAAAUGAACAGCAUAGGAUGAAUGUCUUAAAUAUUGUUUCAGUUUUUGUUCUUUCACAAGAAACAAAAAUAAAAUAUGCCAGAACAUGCCGGACAACGUUUAAACCA
This is a messenger RNA of Xiphophorus couchianus (Monterrey platyfish), 2896 nucleotides long. It is a transcript of the gene sacm1la, whose product is annotated as SAC1 like phosphatidylinositide phosphatase a. The transcript has 20 exons. The record is from RefSeq and is a predicted model, not a curated record. Lineage: Eukaryota; Metazoa; Chordata; Actinopteri; Cyprinodontiformes; Poeciliidae. Gene Ontology annotation, cellular component: endoplasmic reticulum. The coding region runs from base 125 to 1885 and encodes 586 amino acids. Gene Ontology annotation, molecular function: phosphatidylinositol-4-phosphate phosphatase activity. Gene Ontology annotation, biological process: phosphatidylinositol dephosphorylation.